Messenger RNA from Oncorhynchus gorbuscha (pink salmon), 8504 nucleotides. Its product is annotated as protein turtle homolog A-like. NCBI's taxonomy places the organism in Eukaryota, Metazoa, Chordata, Actinopteri, Salmoniformes, Salmonidae. Gene Ontology annotation, biological process: cell-cell adhesion. Gene Ontology annotation, molecular function: protein binding. The record is from RefSeq and is a predicted model, not a curated record.
GUGAGAGUGUGGAAACCUUUGCCACGGAGCAUCACAAUCAAAUGUGUCUGGAAGGUUAUUCUCUGCAUUUUAGGGGAACUUCUAACCGUGGAAGUAUCUUGAAUCUUUGCAUAUGCCUACCUGUUGAAGGUUACAGCGGGCGAGGAAACUUUUUGGCGAUACAACGCGUCUAUCAAUAAUUUGUUAAAGAAUUCCGCGCAGAAUCCACUAUCAUUUAUUUGCGGAUACCAUUCGAUGUUUCAGUAAGGAUCAGCAAAUCAGUUGAAACUUGAAACAACAUAUUUGGCGCCUGAGAAUUAAACAAUUAAACACCUGCCACUUGUACACGCUGAAGACUAAAGGAAUUACUGAAAUAAGACUUCAAACGGACGCACUAAAUGGAAACACAACCUGCCUUUACUUGUAAAAGUGUAUAACGCAGGUAAAUGAUGCUGCAGGCUGUGUGACUGGCUACUAUGGGACCGAAGAGGGGCUAUUUCGUGGAUGUCACCAUGGUGACUGCACUCUGCCUGCUGUGUGUCAGCCAUGGUCAGAAGCCGGAGGUGCGUGCCAAGGAAAGUGGGUGUGGUGGAGAUGGAGUGUAGACUGCCACCCACGGACACGGGUGCGUCUGUGUCCCUGCACGUGGCGGAAUGGGUGCGCCAGGGCUUCGAGAUCCCAGUCCUGAUCAAGUUUGGAGUGUACGCUCCUCGGGUGCAUCCCAACUACGAGGGCCGUGUGUCUCUGGUCAGGAACACUGUUCUGAGAGUGAAGGGGCUCCUCAUGGAGGACCAGGGCCUGUACGAGUGUCGCAUCCUCCUGUUGAACCAAACCACAGACGAGAACCACAAUGGGACCUGGACCCUACUGUCUGUAACUGCUCCUCCUAUUUUCACCAAGACCCCUCCCCCUGUCCUGGAGGCUCUAGUGGGGAAUUCUCUCUCUCUAGCCUGUGUUGCUCGUGGCAACCCACCACCCACCAUAACCUGGGCUAAAGAUGGUACUCUGAUUGGAGGAGACAAAGUUGAGCUGCUGAGUGGGACGUUGUCUCUCAGAGCAGUGAGCACGGAGGCCGGAGGACGGUAUGAAUGUCUCGCCACCAACACACAGGGCAAUGUGACUCAUGUUACAAAGCUGAAGGUCAAAGUCUUAGUCACUGGAAUCUCCACUGGUACACAGUGCCGGGCCGUGGCUGAUCCCCCCCCCAACAUGACCUAUGUGUGGCAGAGGCAGGGAGAGAACGUCCAUCGCAUAGAGCCUCUAAAGUCCCGGGUGAAGAUCAUGGUGGACGGCACCCUCCUCAUCACCCGCAUCACCCCAGACCAUUCUGGGAACUAUACCUGCAUGCCCACCAAUGGCCUGUUAACUCCGCCUACUGCUUCCGCCAGUCUCACUGUGAGACACCCUGCCCAGGCUCUCCAGAUGCCUCAGCAGACGUAUCUCCCCACAGGCCUGGGGGGGUCUGUCUCCUGCCCUGCGAGAGCCCAGCCCCUCCUGCUCCGUGUUGAUUGGACCAAGGAUGGACAGCCACUGGAUCUGGCCAUGUACCCAGGAUGGACGCUGACGUCUGAAGGAUCGGUGUUCAUGGCAGCUGUCAAUGAUGAUGCAACAGGCGUGUGCAAGUGCACCCCCUACAACAGCUUCGGGACCAUGGGCCAAUCAGGGCCCACGACAGUCAUCCUACAGGACCCCCCGUCACUCAACGUGUCUCCCCGAAAGGUGUAUCGAGAGGAGGUGGGGAGGACGCUUGUUAUCCCCUGCCAGACCACUGGAGAGCCAGCCCCUACUGUAACCUGGAGCAAGGUUGCACCUGCCACACCCUCUCAGUACUCUGUAGCAGCCAACGGCUCCCUGCUGCUGCUUCCUCUCAGUAAAGACCACCAGGGGGAGUGGGAGUGCAGUGUUACCAACCGCGUGGGAACUGUCAAAGCCAGGACUCUCAUCUCAGCGCUGGGCACCAGUCCCCAUGCUGCCACCCUGGUGUCUGUGUUUCCAGGGGUCAAGCAGGCCAAUGUGUCCUGGGAACCAGGCUUCGAUGGGGGAUACCCCCAGAAGUUCACUGUCUGGUUGAAGCAGAUGUCUGUGGGUGACAGUGGGGAGAAACAGGAGUGGCUCUCUGUGCCCGUGCCCUCCUCCGGCUUCAGUCUGCAGGUGACGGGGCUGGUCCCUGACACAGAGUACCAGUUCAGUGUCCUGCCACACAACAAAGUGGGCACUGGGCCUUUCAGUGAGAUCGCCACCGUCCGAACUCUGAAUACACUCCCAAGGAGAGCGAAACUAGAACCGCCCACAUCGCUCUUAGCCAAUCAGAGCUUGGCAGGUAUAGUCCUGCAAUGGUCUCCUGUGGCUCAGUUCCCGCCCAUCACUGGAUUUGUCCUCCAAUCUCGCGCAGAGCAAGGGGAGUGGUUCAAUCUAGAUGAGGACAUCAGUGCCAAUAGAACUGUGAUGAUCGUUCCAGGUCUGCGCAAGGACUCUGUGUAUGAGCUGCGGCUGCUGUCCCGGCGAGGGGUGUUGCUGAGCGACCCCAGUCCAUCAGUUAACGUCUCCAACAUGGGGAUGGAUAUGUACCCUGCCAGUUCCCGCCUCCUGGAGUUUGUACCCAAGCCGUUAUUGGCUGGAGUGAUGGGAGGCGUGGCCUUCCUGUGUUUGGCCCUCAUCCUGGUCCUGGGGACCGUGUGUAUCAUCAGUCACAAGAGGGACCAGCGACGCAGGAAGAGGAAAGAUGAUCUCCCUCCUGCCAUCUAUAAAAGCCACCCCUCAACUGGGUCAGUUGCUACCAGUCCAGACAGUGUGGUGAAGCAGAAACUCCUCCAGUCCCACUCCCACUAUCCUGGCUCCACCUCCUGCUCCUCCUCCUCCUCCCAGUCGGGCCACUCCUCUUUCGACAGACCCAGCCGCAGUGAAUACCAUGACCAGUGCCAGCAGCUGCUCUCCUGCCCCCCACCACCUCCUCACUAUGCUCCCCACCACCACCUCCCCAGGACAGGCUCUUCUCCUACUUCCCCUCUAGAGUUCAUCUUCAGAGGCCCUGACGGUCUCUUCAUGAUGCAGCCCUAUGACCAGGCCUCUGUCCACAUUUCCCACAACAUAAGGUCCCUGAGGAAAGACUUCCCACAAUCCACUGAGGUCCAACGGUCAGUGUCCCCCUGUGUGAGGAGGGAGCCGCCAUUGGUCCUCUCAGUGGACCUUCCCCCCUGUGGUGGAUCUAACCCCAACCCCACGACCAUGGUCCGGGCCAUGGCCAAACACCUUUCCCUCCAGGCACGAUUCUACCUGGAUGGGAAGAAAGACAGUUGUGCUGGACAUCCAGGCGAGAGUAGUCCCUACUCGGACAGUAACUCAGACAUGUACCCUCAGCCAAGCCUGGAGGAGAGCAAACAAGGAUACCUGUCACUAAAGCGGGCCGUCCAGCCUGCCAUCGCCAGCACUCUGAUGCUACAGAUGGAGCAUGAGAGGGAGACCGGCAACCUGAGCAGGUGUCUGAAGCUGGCCCUGGAGAGGGAGGAGCUGGAGAGCAAGCUACGGAAGUACACACUGGAGAGGAACGCUACUUUAGGUGGGAAGAGCAAGAGACCAGGCAUAGAUGAGGAGAGUUGGAGAGAGACAGAAAAAUGUGAUCCCAUAUGGAAACCUCAGGAAAGCACCUCCCUACAAAAUCACCUCCAUCACUGUUAUCCCCAGGCCAACUGGGGGAGCUCUAGCAUGGCCAAAAGGCCCUUGUCCCCAUCUUAUAUUCACUGGGAGGCCAACCCUCUCGCCUCAGCCACCAGCUUGGUCGCAGCCCUUCACACCACCUCUGAGAGGACAGUGACCCUCCACUGUGACCCUCCAGUCACUCAAUGUCCCUCUCUGUCACCUGUCACACAACACCACCUCAGGGCUAAGAGAGCAGAGGGUCACUCUAAAAGGAGGGUGAGUCACCAGCCACUAGAGAGGCAAAAAGGGAAAGAAGCUGUGAGUUUCAAGACACACACAGGGCUUUGUGAUACUACUCACAUGUCAACAGAGUGGAAGGGAGAUGACUCAGAGUCACAUGAAUGGAACAGCAAGAGCAAUCAAUGCCAUUCCAAUGGCAGAAUUUCACGCAAGUCUAAGCCAGAUGUCUCUGUCAACAAAGUGCAUGGUGUAUGGAAAGUCGCGUUAGCAAGGUCACGGCCAUUUGAAAAGCCAUCUCAACACACAGUGUUGGAUCUCUCAGACUGUAUAGAGAUGAGUGUGGAUGAACCAGAAGGCUCAGUUGAUCCUCCUACAAAUCCCAUAAGGCUCCAGAGCCUAUUGGCAGAGAAAGACCACAGAGGACCGCAAACCACAAAAAAAGACCGCAGAGGCCAUCCAUUGGACCGCAAAAAGAGCCCAGUACCUAGAGAGGAGCGGGAGAAGUGGCACUGGAGAUCACCUCGGGGCAGAAGCCCAACUACCAUUCAGCCUCCCAGGCCUGUUCUCAGGAAGGCCCUCAGUCUAGGAGGCUCUCAGAAUGGGGACGACCGCCACCACCAGCGCAGCCACAGUCUAGAUUCCAGGAGACAAUCCCAAGGUAACUUCCUGACGCCUGACGCCUGGGUCGACUCUCUCAGCCAUGAGAACUGUUCCUCUCCUUUCUCCUUCCGACCAGACACGGUGUUCUGGGAACCGGAAUUCACCUCAGCUCCUGAGACCAACCACACAGAGGCCCCCACUGUCUGCCCACCUCCCCCUCCUCCCCCCCAGGACCUCCAGCCUCCCAGCAAGGCCCCACAGCAGCUUUAUGAAGCAUACAAGGGUAAUGUGCACAUCCCAAAUGUAAGAAAACUGGUGCUGGAGAGACAGCAGCCGCUCCCCCCAACCCCUCCAGUGCCUUCGGGCCCCAUCCAUACAUUUACAUUUACAUUUAAGUCAUUUAGCAGACGCUCUUAUCCAGAGCGACUUACAAAUUGGUGCAUUCCCCUUAUUACAUCCAGUGGAACAGUCACUUUACAAUAGUGCAUCUAAAUCUUAAAGGGGGGGUUAAGAGGGAUUACUUAUCCUAUCCUAGGUAUUCCAUACCCCCCACAACCCUUGCAAAAAGGCCUCCAUCUUCCCAGACGCCUCCAGGUGGCCCAUCACCUACCAGGAGGCCCUGAGGUCUGUGCAGCGCAUGGAGGCCAGGAAGAAUGCCUCUCUCCCCAGGGACCACAGGGAGCACCCCAGACCAUCAGACUGUAGAAGCAGAGCUACAGCUCCCUCCCUGCUCAGAGGUUACAGCUGGCCCGCAACCCUUCACACCUCUCAGCCGUCCCAGGAGGAGGAGAAGCAGGAGGAGGUGGUAGAAGAGGAGGAGGAAGGAGAGGAGAGGUAUGGGGCACAUGAAAUGGAGGUGGAGAUUGGGAGGUAUCAUCUGGGAGUUCCAGACUCAGGGGGGAGCUACAGUAGCUAUGCCAGCCAGAGCAGUGGCAGGAGGAGUCUGGAGCCUCCCAAUGGGUGCCUGUCCAACUGCCUGUCCCCAACCCUCACCAGCUCUCCUGAGACCAUCGAGGAGAUACAGGGGAACACAGAGGAGACACACCUACAGGACAUGGAGGCAUUGAAAGGGCCUGUUCUCCUCAGUGAGUCUACUGAAGUCUACUCCCAGCAUGCACCAUUCCAGGAAAGGCCUCAAAGAGUCCGUCCAAUUCCAGGGUCGUCACCAUGAGACCAGCCGCUACUCAGAGCCCGAGCCAGAGACUGUGCUGUUCUGACAAUCCCAUCUAUACCUAAGGUCUCGGGUCCUGUCCCCAUUCUUCUCUACAGCCUGGAGCCCUCUGAAUGAUUUCCCUUCACUGGCCCUGUCUGGACAGAGCACAAACCUCAGCGGCAGAAUAAUUGGUUCAGAAAAAGGUAUUCCUGCUGGUAUCACUGUGACUUACUCUGUCUCUCUUCAGGUCGCUCCUCUCUCUCUCUCGCUCUGUCUCUCUAUCUCUCUUCCUCUCCUCUCUCCUUGUCCCUCUGUUUCAGUGUCUCUCUGCAUUAUGCUUGGCUGCGUGGCACACAUUUCCUCUCAGCUGAAAGCUUGUCAAGCAACACCUCUCUCAGUUAACGCCUGAUCUGCUCACAUCUCACAAUCACUAAUGAAGUGUCUCUGCCAUUAAAGGUCAGCUUGUUGCCAUCUGCCACCCACCACCAUGUCAUUCCUUUAGCUUCUGACUGGACAGGGGGAGGACAGAGUGGUACAUCCUGAUUGGACAGGGGGAGGACAGAGAGUGGUAGAUCCUGAUUGCUAUCACUCUCCUUUACCCAGCCCUCCACCCUAUCACUCUCCUUUACCCAGCCCUCCACCCUAUCACUCUCCUUUACCCAACCCUCCACCCUAUCACUCUCCUUUACCCAGCCCUCCACCCCAUCACUCUCCUUUACCCAGCCCUCCACCCUAUUACUCUCCUUUACCCAGCCCUCCACCCUAUCACUCUCCUUUACCCAACCCUCCACCCCAUCACUCUCCUUUACCCAGCCCUCCACCCUAUCACUCUCCUUUACCCAGCCCUCCACCCUAUCACUCUCCUUUACCCAGCCCUCCACCCUAUCACUCUCUUUUACCCAGCCCUCCACCCUAUCACUCUCCUGCCCCCAGCCCUCCACCCUAUCACUCUCCUUUACCCAGUCCUCCACCCUAUCACUCUCCUGUCCCCAGCCCUCCACCCCAUCGCUCUCCUUUACCCAGCCCUCCACCCUAUUACUCUCCUUUACCCAGCCCUCCACCCUAUCACUCUCCUUUACCCAACCCUCCACCCCAUCACUCUCCUUUACCCAGCCCUCCACCCUAUCACUCUCCUUUACCCAGCCCUCCACCCUAUCACUCUCCUUUACCCAGCCCUCCACCCUAUCACUCUCCUGCCCCCAGCCCUCCACCCUAUCACUCUCCUGCCCCCAGCCCUCCACCCUAUCACUCUCCUUUACCCAGUCCUCCACCCUAUCACUCUCCUGUCCCCAGCCCUCCACCCUAUCACUCUCCUUUACCUAGCCCUCCACCCUAUUACUCUCCUUUACCCAGCCCUCCACCCUAUCACUCUCCUUUACCCAGCCCUCCACCCUAUCACACUCCUUUACCCAGCCCUCCACUCUAUCACUCUCCUUUACCCAGCCCUCCACCCUAUCACUCUCCUGCCACCAGCCCUCCACCCUAUCACUCUCCUGCCCCCAGCCCUCCACCCUAUCACUCUCCUGCCCCCAGCCCUCCACCCUUUCACUCUCCUGCCCCCAGCCCUCCACCCUAUCAGUCUCCUGCCCCCAGCCCUCUACCCUAUUACUCUCCUGCCCCCAGCCCUCCAACCUAUCACUCUCCUGCCCCCAGCCCUCCACCAUAUCACUCUCCUGCCCCCAGCCCUCCACCCUAUUACUGUCCUGCCCCCAGCCCUCCACCAUAUCACUCUCCUGCCCCCAGCCCUCCACCCUAUUACUCUCCUGCCCCCAGCUCUCCACCAUAUCACUCUCCUGCCCCCAGCCCUCCACCCUAUCACUCUCCUUUACCCAGCCCUCCACCCUAUCACUCUCCUUUACCCAGCCCUCCACCCUAUCACUCUCCUGCCCCCAGCCCUCCACCCUAUCACUCUCCUUUACCCAGUCCUCCACCCUAUCACUCUCCUGUCCCCAGCCCUCCACCCUAUCACUCUCCUUUACCUAGCCCUCCACCCUAUUACUCUCCUUUACCCAGCCCUCCACCCUAUCACUCUCCUUUACCCAGCCCUCCACCCUAUCACUCUCCUUUACCCAGCCCUCCACUCUAUCACUCUCCUUUACCCAGCCCUCCACCCUAUCACUCUCCUUUACCCAACCCUCCACCCUAUUACUCUCCUUUACCCAGCCCUCCACCCUAUCACUCUCCUGCCACCAGCCCUCCACCCUAUCACUCUCCUGCCCCCAGCCCUCCACCCUUUCACUCUCCUGCCCCCAGCCCUCCACCCUAUCAGUCUCCUGCCCCCAGCCCUCCACCCUAUUACUCUCCUGCCCCCAGCCCUCCAACCUAUCACUCUCCUGCCCCCAGCCCUCCACCAUAUCACUCUCCUGCCCCCAGCCCCCCACCCUAUUACUCUCCUGCCCCCAGCCCUCCACCAUAUCACUCUCCUGCCCCCAGCCCUCCACCCUAUUACUCUCCUGCCCCCAGCCCUCCACCAUAUCACUCUCCUGCCCCCAGCUCUCCACCAUAUCACUCUCCUGCCCCCAGCCCUCCACCCUAUUACUCUCCUGCCCCCAGCCCUCCAACCUAUCACUCUCCUGCCCCCAGCUCUCCACCCUAUCACUCUCCUGCCCCCAGCCCUCCAACCUAUCACUCUCCUGCCCCCAGCCCUCCACCAUAUCACUCUCCUGCCCCCAGCCCUCCACCCUAUUACUCUCCUGCCCCCAGCCCACCACCCUAUCACUCUCCUGCCCCCAGCCCUCCACCCUAUUACUCUCCUGCCCCCAGCCCUCCAACCUAUCACUCUCCUGCCCCCAGCCCUCCAACCUAUCACUCUCCUGCCCCCAGCCCUCCACCCUAUCACUCUCCUGUCCCCAGCCCUCCGCCCUAUCACUCUCCUUUACCUAGCCCUCCACCCUAU